Nycticebus coucang (slow loris) is the source of this 1511-nucleotide messenger RNA. It is a transcript of the gene IGFBP1, whose product is annotated as insulin like growth factor binding protein 1. The transcript has 4 exons. Bases 161 to 967 code for a protein of 268 amino acids. Gene Ontology annotation, cellular component: extracellular region. Lineage: Eukaryota; Metazoa; Chordata; Mammalia; Primates; Lorisidae. The record is from RefSeq and is a predicted model, not a curated record. Gene Ontology annotation, biological process: regulation of insulin-like growth factor receptor signaling pathway. Gene Ontology annotation, molecular function: insulin-like growth factor I binding; insulin-like growth factor II binding.
AGAGAGCAUAGGCCACUGCUAACCAUCCAAAAAGCAUCGGCCACUGCGCUACCACCACCAGCCCAGCGAGCAUCGGCCGCCGCCACUUGCCCAGAAAGUAUCAGCCACUGUCGCCUGCCCAGAGAGCAUCAGCUCCUGCCUCGACUGCGGGUGCCCAAAGAUGCCCGUGGUUCCCGCUGCCGGCGCCUUGCAGCUUCUGCUGCUGCUGGCUGUCCAGGUCGGUGUGGCUGCCGGCGCUCCCCAGCCGUGGCGGUGCGCGCCCUGCUCCGCCCAGAAGAUCGCGCUCUGCCCGCCGGUGCCAGCCUCGUGCCCGGAGCUUGCCCGGCCGGCCGGCUGCGGCUGCUGCCCGACGUGUGCCCUGCCUCUGGGCGCUGCGUGCGGCGUGGCCACUGCGCGCUGUGCCCGGGGACUCACCUGCCGUGCGCUGCCCGGGGAGCCGCGGCCUCUGCACGCCCUCACCCGCGGCCAGGGCGCUUGCGUGCCAGAGCCUGACACCUCCACGGCCAGCGCAGAGGCCGCAGAGGCAAAGAGCCGCCCUGCUCAAGAGAAUGUGUCCCCCGAGAGCACAGAGAUGACAGAGGAGCAGCUCUUGGAGAAUUUUCACCUGAUGGCCCCCUCCAGCGAGGACCGGCCCAUCCUCUGGAAUGCUAUCAGCACCUAUGAGAGCAUGAGAGCUCGGGACCCUGCCAACAUCAAAACAUGGAAGGAGCCCUGCCAAAGAGAACUCUACAAAGUGCUAGAGAGAUUAGCCAAGGCACAACAGAAAGCAGGAGAAGAAAUUUACAAAUUUUAUCUGCCAAACUGCAACAAGAAUGGAUUUUACCACAGCAGACAGUGCGAGACGUCCAUGGAUGGAGAAACAGGGCUCUGCUGGUGCGUCUACCCUUGGAGUGGGAAGAAGAUCCCAGGAUCUCCAGAGAUCAGAGGGGACCCCAACUGUCACCAGUAUUUUAAUGUACAAAACUGAAAACAGAUGCAGUAAUGUUCCUUCACAUGAAGUAUUUAAAUAUAUUGUAUAUUUAUUCUCUAGAACACACACGUUUAUAUAUAUGUAUAUAUAUAGGAACUACUUUUUAUACUCUGCAUAUUACUUGAUAUAUAAAUCUGUUACUUUAUUUAUUCACUGUAAGUUUAUUUUUUUCUACACAGUAACUUGUACGAUGUUAAUUUGUAUAUCAUGAAAUACUUCUUACCACAUUGUGUAUAACCAUGUGUAUGUCAUCUCUUCCAAAGCUCACGCUUCUGUUUUUAAAGACCAUGGAAAAAUACUGCUUAGAAAAUGUAAAAUCAAAUACAAGACAGUGAUUUUUCAAGUGGAUUAAAGGGGAAGAGCUAACUCCUAUAUUCCAUGAUUGAUCUACAUUUGGUGUAAAUUUGCAGGCAAAGUAAUGUUGAUUACUCAACAGAAGCUACCUGUGGUGAUGUUGCUGCCUGUUAAAAUGUGCACUGGAUAUAUUGUUAAAACGUAUACAUCAUAGACACAUAUUUUGAAUAAAUAUUCCAUGUGGAAA